AUGAGUCAUCGCAAAAUGGUGUCGAUAGUUGACCUCUGUACAUCUAUAUCAAACAUCAGCUAUCAUCUUAAUCAACUGUGCGUCUGGCGGAAAAUAUACUGCACGCAACACUUCGCUUAUACCGUACGUGAAAGUACAGUCCAUUCUCCCUAUCUAUGCAAGUACCUCAGCUCAGGUGUGGAGGCGCAAUUCUCGAGCUUGCAACUGUCAACAUCCGAUUGUCUUCCACACCCCAUUCGCACACCAAUUGCAAGCCCCUCCCGUACCCAAACCACUGUUAACGACGGAACGGAAAGAGAAUUCUCUGCAGGUGCCCAGCCGUCUUUGGAAACCUCAUCGAUCCCAUGGAGGUUCAAAACAAAGAGAGAAAGCAGAUCUGUCAAACACCAAUCCCCGAGCCAACUAAUCGCGCAUGUGCAGGAGACAACAGACAACAGAGCAUGA
This is a messenger RNA of Histoplasma capsulatum G186AR, 444 nucleotides long. RefSeq lists its product as uncharacterized. Bases 1 to 444 code for a protein of 147 amino acids. Lineage: Eukaryota; Fungi; Ascomycota; Eurotiomycetes; Onygenales; Ajellomycetaceae. The record is from RefSeq and is a predicted model, not a curated record. The transcript has 2 exons.